GAUUCCGCCUCCGAUUCAUCACUCCAUUUCUUCCCCUUCACGCACUUGCACAGAGAGAGAGAGAGAGAGAGAGAGAGAGAGAGAGAAUGGAGAAACCGGCGACAGCGCUGUCGGCCAUGGACGCGUUCGAGAAGCUGGAGAAGGUAGGGGAAGGGACUUACGGGAAGGUGUACAGGGCCCGAGAGAAGGCGACUGGCAAGAUCGUCGCCCUCAAGAAGACCCGCCUCCACGAGGACGAGGAGGGCGUCCCCCCCACCACCCUCCGCGAGAUCUCCAUCCUCCGCAUGCUCUCCCGCGACCCUCACAUCGUCAGAUUGAUGGAUGUCAAGCAAAGUCAGAACAAAGAAGGCAAGACGGUACUUUACCUGGUGUUUGAGUACAUGGACACUGAUUUGAAGAAGUACAUCCGCAGUUUCCGCGGUUCUGGAGAGACCAUCCCUGUCCACAUCGUUAAGAGUCUGAUGUACCAACUCUGCAAGGGUGUGGCUUUCUGCCAUGGGCAUGGGGUGUUGCACAGGGACCUUAAGCCUCACAAUCUCCUCAUGGACAAAAAGACGACGGCUCUUAAAAUCGCGGAUCUAGGACUUGCCAGAGCAUUCACUGUCCCAAUAAAAAAAUACACUCAUGAGAUAUUGACUCUUUGGUAUAGAGCUCCUGAAGUUCUUUUGGGGGCUACUCACUAUUCAACCGCAGUUGAUAUGUGGUCUGUCGGCUGUAUAUUUGCUGAGUUGGUCACCAAUCAAGCACUCUUCCCUGGAGAUUCUGAACUGCAACAGCUCCUACACAUUUUCAGACUGUUGGGUACUCCAAAUGAAAAGGUGUGGCCAGGGGUUAGCAGUUUGUUGAACUGGCAUGAGUAUCCACAGUGGAAACCUCAAAGCUUGACCACCGUGGUUCCUAAUCUGGACAAGGAUGGGUUGGAUCUGCUUUCUCAUAUGCUGCAUUAUGAGCCCUCAAGGAGGAUUUCUGCGAAGGCGGCCAUGGAACAUCCUUACUUCAAUGACGUCAACAAGACUUGCCUAUGAGACUGCGCAAAGUGUAGAUUAGGAAUCGGGAUUUGGAAUUUCAGUGAACUAAAAAGAUAUGUGUACUGGAAACUAAUUGCUUGCCUCAAGCAUGACCUUUUGUGCACCAUGUGCUUUGUCAAUUAAAUGUCUUUUCUAGGUGGAUUGAUGCCAA
Rhodamnia argentea is the source of this 1179-nucleotide messenger RNA. RefSeq names its product cyclin-dependent kinase B2-1. Gene Ontology annotation, cellular component: cyclin-dependent protein kinase holoenzyme complex; cytoplasm; nucleus. Gene Ontology annotation, biological process: regulation of G2/M transition of mitotic cell cycle; G1/S transition of mitotic cell cycle; protein phosphorylation. Bases 87 to 1025 code for a protein of 312 amino acids. The transcript has 8 exons. NCBI's taxonomy places the organism in Eukaryota, Viridiplantae, Streptophyta, Magnoliopsida, Myrtales, Myrtaceae. Gene Ontology annotation, molecular function: ATP binding; cyclin binding; cyclin-dependent protein serine/threonine kinase activity. The record is from RefSeq and is a predicted model, not a curated record.